AUGUUAACAGCAGGAAUGGUAGAAACAAGGAAAUAUGAAAACCGAAAGAUAACCUUCGGAGUUCAAACACUGUCCGAGAAUGUGAAGAAUAUCCAAGUACAAAUUGUUGAUUCGAUACUCGAACGGAUACCGUAUGUAAUAAACAAUGAAAGAGAGCAACUAGUUGAAAGUAAAUGGGGAAAACCAUAUGUAUUAUUAGGUGUGGAAGGGAUUGCAGAUGUAGUCAUUCGUAAUUCCAUGAAGCACCCACCAGGAUGGAUGAUUAUGGAAACAGAAGUAGAAGUGGUCUGA
Messenger RNA from Loa loa (African eye worm), 291 nucleotides. RefSeq lists its product as hypothetical. The record is from RefSeq and is a predicted model, not a curated record. The transcript has a single exon. Lineage: Eukaryota; Metazoa; Nematoda; Chromadorea; Rhabditida; Onchocercidae. The coding region runs from base 1 to 291 and encodes 96 amino acids.